Molecule: messenger RNA, 3741 nt
Organism: Urocitellus parryii (Arctic ground squirrel)
Lineage: Eukaryota; Metazoa; Chordata; Mammalia; Rodentia; Sciuridae
Gene: Vldlr
Product: very low density lipoprotein receptor
Biological process (GO): receptor-mediated endocytosis
Cellular component (GO): apical plasma membrane; plasma membrane; signaling receptor complex
Molecular function (GO): calcium ion binding; hormone binding; protein binding
Source: RefSeq, a predicted model, not a curated record
CACUGCCACUCACGCAAGCACGCUCACACUUGCACACACACUCGCACACCCCCGGCGCAGGCACCCGGCUGCUUGGCGCGUGUGAGAGCAGCGCGUGGAGGAAGGCUCCAGCCACCGCCCCCCCGCUGACCACUCCCCCUCCUGCCCCCUCCUGGCUCCUCACCCCGCGCUCCAGCCGCUGCCAGUGUGGGUGCUCCGCGGCUGGCUCCUCUCUGGUGUCUUCUCCUUUGCUCUCGGCUCCCCACCCCCUCUCCCUACCCCCUUCUCCUGUACCCUCCCCUCCCCUCCCCUUCCCUCCCCUCUUCUGCAGCGCCUGCAUUAUUUUCCGCCCGCAGCCUAGGCUUGCACCGCUGCUGCAGCCCGGGGAGGUGGGUGGGUGGGCGGGCUGGCUGGUGGGGAGGAGAUUGUGCAAGUUGUAGGGGAGGGGGUGCCCUCUUCUCCCCCACUCCCUUUCCCCCCCUCUAACUCCUUCCCCCUCCUCUUCCCUUUCCCCCUCCCCGCCCCCACCUCCUUCCUCCUUUCCGAAGGGCUGGUAACUUGUUGUGCGGAGCGAGCGGCGACGGCGGCGGCACCAUCCAGGCGGGCACCAUGGGCACGUCCGCGCGCUGGGCGCUCUGGCUGUUGCUCGCGCUGUGCUGGGCGCCCGCGGACAGCGGAGCCACUGGAGCCGGCAGAAAAGCCAAAUGUGAGCCCUCCCAAUUCCAGUGUACCAAUGGCCGCUGUAUAACCCUGCUGUGGAAAUGUGAUGGAGAUGAAGACUGUGUCGACGGCAGUGAUGAAAAGAACUGUGUGAAGAAGACAUGUGCAGAGUCUGACUUUGUGUGCAACAAUGGCCAGUGUGUUCCCAACCGGUGGCAGUGUGAUGGGGAUCCAGACUGUGAAGAUGGUUCUGACGAAAGCCCAGAACAGUGCCAUAUGAGAACAUGCCGCAUAAAUGAAAUCAGCUGUGGCGCCCGUUCUACUCAGUGUAUCCCAGUGUCCUGGAGAUGUGAUGGUGAAAAUGAUUGUGACAGUGGAGAAGAUGAAGAAAACUGUGGCAACAUAACAUGUAGCCCAGAUGAGUUCACUUGCUCCAGUGGUCGCUGCAUCUCCAGGAACUUUGUGUGCAAUGGCCAGGACGACUGUAAUGAUGGCAGCGAUGAGCUGGACUGUGCCCCACCCACCUGCGGUGCCCAUGAGUUCCAGUGCAGCACCUCCUCCUGCAUCCCCAUUAGCUGGGUAUGUGAUGACGAUGCAGACUGUUCAGACCAGUCAGAUGAGUCCCUUGAGCAGUGUGGCCGCCAGCCUGUUAUACACACCAAGUGCCCGGCCAGCGAGAUCCAAUGUGGCUCUGGCGAGUGCAUCCACAAGAAAUGGCGAUGUGACGGGGACCCUGACUGCAAAGAUGGUAGUGAUGAAGUCAACUGUCCUUCUCGAACCUGCAGACCUGACCAAUUUGAAUGUGAGGAUGGUGGCUGUAUCCAUGGCAGCAGGCAGUGUAAUGGCAUCCGAGACUGUGUUGAUGGUUCUGAUGAAGUCAAUUGCAAAAAUGUCAAUCAGUGCUUGGGCCCUGGAAAAUUCAAGUGCAGAAGUGGGGAAUGUAUAGACAUCAGCAAAGUGUGUAACCAGGAGCAGGACUGCAGAGACUGGAGUGAUGAGCCCCUGAAAGAAUGUCAUGUCAAUGAAUGCUUGGUAAAUAAUGGUGGAUGUUCCCAUAUCUGCAAAGACUUAGUUAUAGGCUACGAAUGUGACUGUGCAGCUGGGUUUGAACUGAUAGAUAGGAAAACCUGUGGAGAUAUUGAUGAAUGCCAAAAUCCUGGAAUCUGCAGUCAAAUUUGUAUCAACCUAAAAGGAGGUUACAAGUGUGAAUGUAGUCGUGGCUAUCAAAUGGAUCUUGCCACUGGCGUGUGCAAGGCAGUAGGCAAAGAACCAAGUCUGAUCUUCACUAAUAGAAGAGACAUCAGGAAGAUUGGCUUGGAGAGAAAAGAAUAUAUCCAACUUGUUGAACAGCUAAGAAAUACUGUAGCUCUUGAUGCUGACAUUGCUGCUCAGAAACUGUUCUGGGCUGAUCUCAGCCAAAAAGCCAUCUUCAGUGCCUCAAUUGAUGACAAGGUUGGUAGACAUGUUAAAAUGAUCGACAAUGUCUAUAAUCCUGCAGCCAUUGCUGUUGAUUGGGUGUACAAGACCAUCUACUGGACUGAUGCGGCUUCUAAGACUAUUUCAGUAGCUACCCUAGACGGAACCAAGAGGAAGUUCCUGUUUAACUCCGACUUACGAGAACCUGCCUCCAUAGCCGUCGACCCAUUGUCUGGCUUUGUUUACUGGUCAGAUUGGGGCGAACCAGCUAAGAUAGAAAAAGCAGGAAUGAAUGGAUUUGACCGACGUCCGCUGGUGACAGCCGAUAUCCAGUGGCCCAAUGGGAUUACGCUUGAUCUUAUAAAAAGCCGCCUCUAUUGGCUUGAUUCCAAGUUGCACAUGUUGUCCAGUGUGGAUUUGAAUGGCCAAGACCGGAGGAUAGUACUGAAGUCUCUGGAGUUCCUGGCUCAUCCUCUUGCACUAACAAUAUUUGAGGAUCGCGUCUACUGGAUAGAUGGGGAAAAUGAAGCAGUCUAUGGUGCCAAUAAAUUCACUGGAUCAGAGCUGGCUACUCUAGUCAACAAUCUUAACGAUGCUCAAGACAUCAUUGUCUAUCAUGAACUUGUGCAGCCCUCAGGUAAAAAUUGGUGUGAAGAAGAUAUGGAGAAUGGAGGAUGUGAAUACCUAUGCCUUCCAGCACCACAGAUUAAUGAUCACUCUCCAAAGUAUACCUGUUCCUGUCCCAAUGGCUACAAUCUAGAGGAAAAUGGGCGAGAAUGCCAAAGGAUCAAUGUGACCACGGCAGUAUCAGAGGUCAGUGUUCCCCCAAAAGGAACAUCUGCUGCCUGGGCCAUCCUUCCUCUUUUGCUAUUGGUGAUGGCAGCAGUAGGUGGCUACUUGAUGUGGAGGAAUUGGCAACACAAGAACAUGAAAAGCAUGAACUUUGAUAACCCUGUGUACUUGAAGACCACUGAAGAGGACCUCUCAAUAGACAUCGGUAGACACAGUGCUUCUGUUGGACACACAUACCCAGCAAUAUCAGUUGUAAGCACAGAUGAUGAUCUAGCUUGACUUCUGAGACCAGUCUCAACCUUUGAGGUAUAAACCAAUAAUGCCCCACUUCGGAAUGGUAACCAAGCCAGCAGCUGAAGUCUCUCUUCCUCCUGUCUGGAAGAUUGUCAAGAUCUCUUUGCGUGGAUCAAGCUUGUGUACUUGACCAUUUUUAUAUGACUUUUGUAAAUAUUCUUGUCCACAUUCUACUUCAGCUUUGGAUGUGGUUACCAAGURUCUGUAACCCUUGAAUUUCUAGACAGUAUUGCCACCUCUGGCCAAAUAUGCACUUUCCCUAGAAAGCCAUAUUCCAGCGAUGAAACUUGUGCUAUAGUGUAUACCACCUGUACAUACAUUGUAUAGGCCACCUGUAAAUACCCCAGAGAACAAUCACUAUUCUUAAGCACUUUGAAAAUAUUUCUAUGUAAAUUAUUGUAAACUUUUUCAAUGGUUGGGACAAUGGCAAUAGGAUAAAACGGGUUACUAAGAUGAAAUUGCCAAAAAAUUUGUAAACUAAUUUUGUACGUAUGAAUGAAAUCUUUGACCUCAAUGGAGGUUUGCAAAGACUGAGUGUUCAAACUACUGUACAUUUUUUUUUCAAGUGCUAAAAAAUUAAACCAAGCAGCUUAACCAUGG